UUGUCAUUAAUUGCUUACGGAUAAGCACCAAAACCCAAUCUAGUUGGAUCUUCCUUAUUCUAAGCCUAACUUUGACAUGUUAUUUCUUGGUCUCUCUGAAUAAAUUACUUUCUCCACCUACUUCAUCAAAACCCAAGAAAAAAAGGUGACCCUUGAUUCCGAUACAGGACUAAAGAGCUGCAAUGGCGACGUCGGAAAAGCAAGUCAUGGUGGGUGGCAUCGACGAUAGCGAGCACAGUAUGUACGGGCUGGAAUGGACGCUUGAUCACUUCUUUGCUCCUUUCGCAUCCAAUCCUCCUUUCAAGCUCUUUAUCGUUCAUGCUAAUCCUUAUGCUUCUUCUGCUGUUGGUCUCGCUGGACAGAUAUUUGACUUGAGCUGCUGAUGUCUUACCGUAUAUGGAAGCGGAUUUGAAGAAGAUAGCUGCCAAGGUUGUAGAGAAGGCCUAGGAACUGUGCCUUAGUAAAUCGGUAAAUGAUGCCAUAGUUGAAAUGGUGGAAGGUGAUGCCAGGAAUGUUCUUUGGGAGGUUGUAGAAAAACACCAUGCCUCAAUACUUGUUGUCGGCCGCCAUAGAUAUGGAGCUAUAAACAGGAUCAAGUAGCUGUAUUCAGAUAGAUAUUCCCCACAUUCAAAACCAAACACACGCCAGAUAGACAACCAAAAGAAGAAAAAGAGAGUAGAUUGAAAUUUGUCGCUUUCGGAUUUUUUUGGCAAUUUGGUUGGACUCUUUGUUUUUCCCCUUAUGCCUUUGUGAUCGCUGAGUGGUGAAAGAAGGGAAUGGUGGGCUCUAAUGGCUCUCAGCUUGAUCGUUAUCUUGAUCAUGAUCAUCAUCAUCAACUGAUGGACGGUCGUGCUGGGAAUCAUUCUGUACCUACAUCAUCUGAGUUCUCAUGCUCGAUUUGCCUUGAUUUGGUUUCCGAUACCGGCGGCAGAUCCAGGGCUAAGCUCCAAUGUGGUCAUGAAUUCCAUCUGGAUUGCAUUGGUUCGGCAUUUAAUAUGAAGGGGGCUAUGCAAUGUCCAAAUUGCAGGAAGGUUGAAAAAGGCCGAUGGUGGUAUGCAAAUGGCUCCACCCGAUCACUUCCUGAGCUAAGCACGGAGGACUGGCAUCUUGAUUAUAAUUAUUAUGAUCCAGUUUAUUCUGAAAUGCCAUUUAGGGCUCAAUGGUGUCCAUUUGGUGAAUUUACAAGAACUGCUUCAUCUUCUGAGGAAGUGGAAUCUCCAUCAACUACAUAUCAUGAAAUACAUGAACAACAUGGUAUGUUUGCUGAACACACUGCUGCUUCGUCUUUGGCUCAUUCAUAUGUUGCAUAUGUUGGACCACGUCCAUCCACAACUCUAAGAUCUAGUGAUAGUGUUGAUGAUCCCAACUUUAAUCGCCAUUGGAAUAUCGUCUCUGGACACAAUGAGAUUUUUAUUCCCUAUGCUUUGCCCACCUUUAGCAUCCAGUAUCAUAGUUGGGGCUGGCAUUCUCCAAAUAUCUCUGUCUCUGAUAGCCAUAUCAGCAAUACUGAUCCAGCUUCUAUUCCAGCUGCAGCUCUGAGAUCUUUCAAUGGUGAACUUGAUGCUUUCACUAGACCCAGAUCGUUUCCACAUCCCUUUCCCUUUGAGUAUGGUUCUAGAGGUGGGAGUUCGUUUGUCUCUUCAGUUAUUCCUCGUCAUCCAGGCAGUGGUGCUCAUACCUAUGAUAGAAUCCAGGUAUCUCUUGCCUAUUAUCGACAGCAACAUCGUUUCAAUCAACAGCACUUCAAUCGACCUGGUGUGCCUGCUCCUGUAGUUCCUGGUAUGAGAAGAGGUUUGGCCCCGGUAGCCCCAGCAAUCCUACAACCUGAUCAAAGCGGUAGCUUCUAUAUCUAUCCUCCAUCAAGUUCAUCAGGACAGAACCUACAUGAAGCAGAAAGCUUUAAUCCAAAUAACUGUAGUGCUCUGGUAAGAGAGCGUCUAUCUCAUUUCCCAAUCGUAUCAAGGGUGUCAGGUUGGGGUUCAUAUCAUCCUACAUCUAGAUCUGAUUCUGGCCACAGGUCUAGGAGCUUCAUCCAUUGGCAUUUUGCUUAGAUGAUCCAUUCAAAGUUUGGUUGCAAAUGCUUGUCAAUUGGUUUGUCCAUGUUUGCUUCAAAUGAUUGCAUCUGAAUUUAUGACUGACAUGAAAGGAGAACCAUAAGAAUUGAUGAACUCUGCCCAAUUUUGUAGAUUACAGCAAAUUUGCUUGGAUAUGAAUCCUAGUCAAAGUCAAAGGUUGGGUUUGCAAAUCCGUAUCAGCCUGUUUUUCCAUGCUUGUUUAGUACUAACAUGAAGACGACAGUAAGAUGAGAGCAUUGAAGAAACUUUGUCCUUGUUGAUUUUGUCAAAAUUGUCUUGUCAGUCACAGGCAGACCUUGAAAUUUUUUAAAAGCUAAAUAUGAGAAAUUAAAUUUAGAUAUGAAUUUGUAUUUUA
This is a messenger RNA of Durio zibethinus, 2430 nucleotides long. The record is from RefSeq and is a predicted model, not a curated record. Lineage: Eukaryota; Viridiplantae; Streptophyta; Magnoliopsida; Malvales; Malvaceae.